UAUAACCUUAAACACAACAGACUUCAAUAAUUAAUUGCUUAGUAAUUCUUUGUUUUUUAUAUUGCAAUAUAAAUUAAAAAAUAAAAAAAAGUAUUCAAAAAUGCCUGUAGAAAAGAAAACCAAACCGAAAAAUGAAGAAGCAAAAAAACCAGCUCAAGCUGAUGAUGCGAAAAAUAAGACCGCUGGUGAAAAAGAAGAGCAACAAGAAAUGUCAGAUGAAGAUCAACAGCUGCAAGAUGAGCUUAACAUGCUCGUAGAACGUCUUCAAGAAAAUAACGAAAUGUUGUAUAUGCCUACAUUGGAAACUAUGCGUAGCAUGAUUAGAGCAUCUACAACAUCUAUGACUGCAGUACCAAAACCACUUAAAUUCAUGCGUCAGCAUUAUGAAACUAUGAAGGAGGUUUAUAAAAAAAUGCCUAAUGAUGAUUGUAAACAAACUUGUGCUGAUAUCAUUUCUGUUUUGGCUAUGACUAUGGGAACCGGAAAGGAAUGUUUAGUAUAUAGAUUUUUGUGUGAUCCUGAUCAAAAAAUUGGAGAUUGGGGUCAUGAAUAUGUACGUCAUUUAUCUAGCGAAAUUUCAGUUAACUGGCAUGAAACUUCUGACAAUUUUCAAGAACGUCUAAUCAAUUUAGUUAAGCAGAUCGUUCCAUAUAAUAUGGAACACAAUGCAGAGGCUGAUGCAUGUGACUUAUUAAUGGAAAUUGAGCGUUUAGAUUUAUUAGAAGAACAUGUAGAUGAAAGUGCGUACCCUCGUGUUUGUUUAUAUUUAACAAGUUGUGUUCCAUAUGUUCCAGAACCAGAAAAUAUAACUAUUCUUGAAGUUGCUUUAAGAUUAUCAAGAAAAUUUCAGAAGCACACGCAAGCAAUGCGUCUCGCUUUAAUGCUAAACAGAAUAGAAACAAUUGAAGAAAUUUUUACUGAAGUAAAAGAUACAGGUAUUCAAAAACAAUUGGCUUUUAUGUUGGCUCGGCAGCAAAUUUGUUUAGAAUUGAAGGAAUCUACAACAGAUUAUGACGACUUGAUGGAAAUUAUGUCCAAUGCACACUUAAAUAACUAUUUUUUGAAUUUAGCUCGAGAACUAGAUAUUAUGGAACCUAAGACUCCAGAGGACGUUUACAAAUCCCACUUGGAAAACACACGAACACCAUUCGCCUCAACUCAAGUUGAUUCUGCAAGACAAAAUUUGGCUGCCAGUUUUGUUAACGGAUUUGUAAAUGCUGGAUUUGGCGUUGACAAAUUACUUACAGAAGAUGGAAAUAAGUGGUUGUAUAAAAAUAAGGAACAUGGUAUGUUGAGUGCAACAGCAUCUCUUGGUUUGAUUUUAUUGUGGGAUGUUGAUGGUGGAUUAACAUCAAUCGAUAAAUAUUUGUAUUCAACUGAAGAUCAUAUCAAAUCUGGAGCCUUAUUAGCUUGUGGUAUCGUAAAUUGUGGAAUAAGAAAUGAAGUUGAUCCAGCUCACGCACUUUUGUCUGACUACAUUCUUCAUCAAAAUACAUCAAUGAGAAUAGGUGCGUUAUUAGGUUUAGGUAUAGCCUACGCUGGAUCUAAUCGAUCAAUUGUAAUCGAUUCUUUAAAACCGGUUUUCAAUAAUGAGAAAAAAAAUGCUCCAAACAGUGAAGUAUUGGGAAUUGCUGCACUAUCUUUGGGUUUAAUUGCGGUUGGCUCAUGUAAUGCAGAAAUAACAGAAAUUUUAUUGCAUACUCUCUUGGGUCGUAGCGAAACUGAGUUAAAAGAUACUUAUACAAAAUUUCUAAUUUUGGGAUUAGCAUUACUAUAUUUAGGCAGACAAGAGGCUGCCGACGCCGUAAUGGUUACUUUGGAAGUUUUAGAAGAACCUUGGAACUCAUAUGCAACCACUAUGGUUGAAAUGUGCGCUUACGCAGGUACUGGUAAUGUACUAAAAAUUCAACAUUUAUUGCAUAUAUGUUCUGAACAUUAUGAACCAUCAUCAAACGAUAGUUCUGAUGAAAAGCAAUCUAAAUCAAAUACAUCAACAACAAGCUCAGCAUCAUCUGCUUCAACGACAGCCACAUCUAGCAGUACUACUACACAACAAAAAGAAAAGACUGAUAAAGAAAAAGAUUUGUCAGCUACUCAAGCUAUUGCCGUCUUGGGAAUUGCAUUAAUUGCAAUGGGCGAAGAAAUUGGUGCUGAUAUGGCUUAUAGAUCCUUUGGGAAUCUUUUAAGAUAUUGUGAACCCUGUAUUAGAAGGUCUGUACCAUUAGCUCUGGGGUUAAUUUCUGUUUCAAAUCCAAAAUUAAACAUUUUGGACACUUUGAGUAAAUUUUCUCAUGAUAAUGAUGUAGAAGUUGCACAUAAUGCUAUAUUUGCAAUGGGUUUAAUUGGAGCAGGUACAAAUAAUGCACGUUUAGCAGCUAUGCUACGUCAACUUGCCCAAUAUCAUGCUAAAGACCCAAAUAAUUUAUUUAUGGUACGCAUAGCUCAGGGUUUAACACAUUUAGGCAAAGGAACAUUAACUUUAAGCCCGUAUCAUAGUGACAGACAAUUAAUGAAUCCAGUUGCUGUAGCUGGCCUAAUGGCGACUCUUGUUGCUUUUCUGGAUGUUAAAAAUAUAAUUCUUGGAAGAUCACAUUAUUUAUUGUAUACAUUGGUUCCUGCAAUGCAACCUAGAAUGUUAAUUACUUUUGAUGAGCACUUAAAUCAGUUACAGGUACCAGUUCGUGUUGGUCAAGCUGUGGAUGUUGUUGGACAAGCUGGUAAACCAAAAACAAUUACCGGUUUCCAAACACAUACAACACCAGUUUUAUUAGCGAUGGGUGAACGUGCUGAAUUAGCAACAGAAGAGUAUAUUUCAUUAACACCCAUAAUGGAAGGUUUUGUUAUUUUAAAGAAAAAUCCAAAUUAUGUUAAGUGAAAACAUUGAAAACAACUCUAAAUCGUAAUUUUUUCAUAUAUUUAAGAUAAUGUAUUAAACAAUAACAAGAAAUAAAAAAACUAAAAA
Molecule: messenger RNA, 2962 nt
Organism: Condylostylus longicornis
Lineage: Eukaryota; Metazoa; Arthropoda; Insecta; Diptera; Dolichopodidae
Gene: Rpn1
Product: 26S proteasome non-ATPase regulatory subunit 2
Exons: 3
Coding region: 101-2875 (924 amino acids)
Biological process (GO): regulation of protein catabolic process; proteasome-mediated ubiquitin-dependent protein catabolic process
Cellular component (GO): nucleus; proteasome regulatory particle, base subcomplex; proteasome complex
Molecular function (GO): enzyme regulator activity
Source: RefSeq, a predicted model, not a curated record